AUGUCGGAACCCAAAUAUAUCAGUUUCCCUCACCUACCGGCUGGUUCCAAGCAUCCGGAUGGCUCGCCAGUACUCAACAGAUGGUCUUCGACGAUCACCAAGGGCCAUGAUUUCCCCGGUGCAAAGGCUAUGCUGUAUGCGGCCGGUAUUCCGGAUAAGGAGACAAUGGCGAGAUCUCCCCAUGUGGGCAUUGCGUCUGUUUGGUGGGAGGGUAACCCGUGCAAUAUGCAUUUGAUGGAUUUGGGAAAGACGGUUAAAAAGGCCGUUGUGGAGAAGGGGAUGUUGGGAUGGCAAUAUAACACCAUUGGUGUUUCUGAUGCAAUUACCAUGGGCAAUGACGGCAUGAGAUUCUCACUUCAGACUCGUGAGAUCAUCGCCGAUAGCGUGGAAACAGUUACAUGUGCCCAGGCCCACGACGCCUGUAUCGCCAUUCCCGGCUGCGACAAGAACAUGCCCGGUGUCGUGAUGGCGAUGGCCCGUCACAACCGACCCUCCAUCAUGAUCUACGGUGGAACCAUCAAUAUCGGAUACUCCGAGUGCCUCCGCAAACCUAUCAAUGUAUCAAGCUGCUUCGAGGCAGCCGGUGCAUACGCAUAUGACACCCUCAGCCAACCCGACGAUGGCGGUGACACAAGCAAGAACAAGGACGAGAUCAUGGACGAUCUGGAGAAGAAUGCCUGUCCCAGCGCAGGUGCAUGCGGUGGCAUGUUCACAGCCAACACUAUGGCAACGGCCAUCGAGUCUAUGGGAUUGUCUUUGCCCGGUUCCUCAUCUACACCUGCCUCCUCGCCUUCCAAGAUGCGAGAGUGCGUCAAAGUAGCGGACGCCAUCAAGGUCUGCAUGGAAAAGGCCAUUCUUCCCCGCGAUCUCCUUACCAAGCGCUCAUUUGAGAAUGCUCUGGUGAUGACUAUGGCGCUGGGCGGUAGCACAAACGGUGUGCUUCAUUUCCUAGCUAUGGCGCGCACAGCGGAGGUCGACCUGACACUGGAUGAUAUCCAGCGCGUUAGCAAUAAAAUCCCCUUUAUUGCGGACCUGUCUCCCAGUGGCAAGUACUAUAUGGCCGAUCUGUAUGAGAUCGGCGGUGUGCCCUCUGUUCAGAAGCUUCUCAUCGCCGCGGGUCUGUUAGACGGUGGCAUCCCGACCGUUACAGGCAAGACACUCGCUGAGAACGUGGAAUCAUGGCCCUCCUUGCCACAAGAGCAGACAUUGAUCCGCCCCUUGAGCAACCCCAUCAAAGAAACAGGCCACCUGCAGAUUUUACGCGGCAAUCUCGCUCCCGGUGGCGCAGUUGCCAAGAUCACCGGAAAAGAAGGAUUGUCUUUCACCGGUAAGGCGCGAGUAUUCAACAAAGAGCACGAAUUAAACGAUGCGCUUGACGAGGGCCGAAUUCCCCGUGGCGAAAACCUGGUUCUAAUUGUUCGUUAUGAGGGUCCUAAGGGUGGCCCGGGUAUGCCGGAACAGCUUAAGGCUAGUGCCGCGCUGAUGGGAGCUAAGCUGAACAAUAUUGCUCUGAUUACUGAUGGUCGGUACUCGGGUGCUAGUCAUGGAUUUAUUGUUGGGCAUAUCACGCCUGAAGCGGCUGUUGGUGGACCAAUUGGACUUGUUAAGGAUGGGGAUGUGAUUACUAUUGAUGCGAACACGAAUGAGUUGUCAAUGGCGGUGUCAGAUGAGGAGCUUAAGGAGCGUCGUGCGCAGUGGACACCGCCGGAGCCGCAGAUUACCCGGGGAGUCCUGGCUAAGUAUGCACGUUUGGUGGGUGAUGCGUCGCAUGGAGCUAUGACGGAUCUGUUUUAA
Molecule: messenger RNA, 1794 nt
Organism: Penicillium angulare
Lineage: Eukaryota; Fungi; Ascomycota; Eurotiomycetes; Eurotiales; Aspergillaceae
Gene: ilv3B
Product: putative mitochondrial dihydroxy acid dehydratase
Exons: 3
Coding region: 1-1794 (597 amino acids)
Biological process (GO): branched-chain amino acid biosynthetic process
Cellular component (GO): mitochondrion
Molecular function (GO): dihydroxy-acid dehydratase activity
Source: RefSeq, a predicted model, not a curated record